AUGCCUGGGCUUGGCAAGACCACAUUAGCCAAUAAAGUUUAUAUUGCUGAUUCAGUUAUGUCACAUUUCCAUGUACGUUGCUGGUGUUGUGUCUCUCAAAUGUAUAGCAUGCAUAGUUUGUUAGUUCAGCUUUUGUGUAGUAUUUCUUCUGAGAGUCCUAACAAAUAUCUUAAGAAGAAUGAAAAUGAUUUGGCUGAGAAUCUAAGGCAAGUUUUGCUGAGAAGAAGGUAUCUCCUUGUUUUGGAUGACUUGUGGGACGUUGAGGCAUGGAAUUUGUUGGAAAAGUCAUUGCCGAAUAAUGCCAAUGAAAGUAGGAUUCUCUUCACUAGCAGAUUUCAGAAUUUGUCUUCACAAUUCAAACCCGAUAGCAAGCCUUACCAUCUCUGCCCACUUACUGAUGAAGAGAGUUGGACAUUGCUGCAGAAAAAACUAUUUUUCAAAGAAGGUUGUCCUCCAACACUCAGUGAAGUUGGAUUUCAAAUAGCGAAAACUUGUAGGGGCUUACCCCUCACAGUUGUCCUUGUUGCUGGAAUUCUUGCUACUACUGCACAAGAUAGAUGGGAAGAAGUUGCAAAAUAUCUAAAAUUUAUUAUCCUUGACAAUAAAGACUGCAAGAAGACACUUGAGCUGAGUUACAGUCAUUUACCGGAUUAUUUGAAGCCAUGCCUUCUAUACUUUGCUGCAUUUCAAGAAGAUGAGGUUAUUAACGUGCGAAGGUUGUUAUGGCUUUGGAUCGCUGAAGGAUUGGUGCAACAAGCUAAAGGAAAAAGUUUAGAGGAAUCAGCUUAUGACUACUUGAUGGCUCUAAUUAGUAGAAGUUUAGUUGUGGUUACUAAACAAAGAACUAUGGGUGGUGCCAAAGCCUGCCAACUUCAUGAUUUGGUACACGAUUUGCUCUUGUCUGGACUUGUUGGUCAUUAUUAUCUAACUGAAAAGGAGGAGUUGGGGACUUUGUUACCUAAACUUCUUAGAGUGCUGGAUUUGGGGGGAUAUAAUUGUGUACCAAUGGAAGUGGCAUCGCUUGUUCACUGGAGAUACCUGGUGCUCCAUGGAACAAGAUCCAUCCCAUCUGCGAUAGAGAACCUCUCAAGGUUAGAAACUCUUAUCGUAGAACACCCGUUUGAUCAAAUUGAGCUGCCAAAUACUAUUUGGAACCUUAAGAGAUUGAGUUAUCUAUGUACUACAGAUAGGACUCGUGGUUUCAUAUUUCCAGCUGAAAAUCUUGAAGUAUCCCCAAAUUUAGUUCAUUUAGACACUUUAAACCUUACAAUAAUUGAACCCUUCUCCCAAAGCUUGCAAAAGAUACUAGCAAAGUUACCAACCAUCCGCAGGCUAAAAUGUAGCUGCAAAAGAUCCCAGCCUGCUCGUAGACUCACUUUUGCAACUAGAAGUAGCAAAGAGAUUCUUGAGUUUGACUGUAUGAGACAACUAGAAUCACUUCAUUUGAUUGAAUUAAAGGGAUAUGAAUUUAAAUUCCCGUUGAAUUUGAAGAAGUUGACUUUCAUAUUUAAUUAUCAGCCAUGGAGUGAAAUUUCAACAAUUGGAAAGUUGCCCAAUCUUGAAGUGCUUAAAUUAUGGACUCAAUCCUUUGUCGGAGAAGAAUGGGUUAUGAAGGAAGGGGAGUUCCCUAAACUCCGAGUCUUGGAAUUGUCAAGGUUGGACAUUUGCAACUGGACUGCAUCUUCUAACAAUUUUUCCCAUCUUGAGGAAUUGGUGGUGAUCGAUUGUUGGAAGUUGGAAGAGGUCCCUUCUUGUUUAGGGGAAUGUCAUACUCUUGAAAUGAUGGAGGUGAAAAAGUGUCGCGAGUCUGUUGCAAAGUCAGUAGAGAAAAUUCAGGAAGAACAGAUGGAUGGUGGAAAUGAGCUUCUAAAGAUCAUAAUUAAAAAUUGUGAUUAUACAAAUUGCUCAGAAGCAGAGGGGAUUUGCUCAGAAAGAGGGUCUAUUUCGUCUCACUAUACUUGA
Coffea arabica (coffee) is the source of this 1962-nucleotide messenger RNA. Its product is annotated as putative late blight resistance protein homolog R1B-16. Gene Ontology annotation, molecular function: ADP binding. The record is from RefSeq and is a predicted model, not a curated record. Lineage: Eukaryota; Viridiplantae; Streptophyta; Magnoliopsida; Gentianales; Rubiaceae. Gene Ontology annotation, biological process: defense response to other organism.